Messenger RNA from Funneliformis mosseae, 2409 nucleotides. The record is from the annotation of a GenBank genome assembly. Lineage: Eukaryota; Fungi; Glomeromycota; Glomeromycetes; Glomerales; Glomeraceae.
AUGACUUUACCAAGUGAAUUACCUAAUAAAGACGAGCUUGUGGAGAAAGCACAAGUUGAUUUGUCAAAUUUGAAUUUAACCACCAAUCAAAUGGAAAAACAUAUAGAACGUUCUAAAGGCUUUUUAUUAUCACAGUACAAAGAUAUUACUACAUUUUUAGAUGAAGCUACAGAUGAAUUCGAAAUUGGUCAACUUGUACAUCUUGAAUCAUUUGGCCUAUAUGAUGCGAUGAGUUCAAUUGAGAUAAUGGAUCCAAAAAUGGAUAGCGGGAUGAUAUUAGAAAGUGAUUUAAAUAAACCGCAAUUUAAAUUACAUGCCCGUUUAAGGCCUGAAGAAGUUCUUGGAAUUAUAGAUCGUUUGUUUAAUUGCGAAAUGACAUGGCAUUCCGGACAUUCCCUUUCUCAAACAAUUUUUACUUGCAUGUAUUUUCAUCACGUUUUUGACCUUGGCCCUGAAUUAUUUAUCCAUAAUUCAAAUGAUGAAAACUUGCCUAUCGAGUUCGUAAUAUUAGUUUUAAAGGCGUAUAUUUUGGGAACUGUAAAAUGUUGUCAUUUGGUAUUGGAUGAGAUGACAAAGGGAAAUGUUUAUGAAGAAGAAGAUUUUUCUGCAAAUAAAUAUGGUGUCUCAAUGUAUGAAGAUUUUCCAUACUCACAAAGUAUAAAAUUAAUAGAAGAUGCUGAAGCCUGGAUGGAACAAUGUGGUUGUAAAUGGAUCCGCCAGAAAGGAAACCAAAAUUGUGAAAAUAUUAUUCGAGCAAUACUUUCACGCCUUCGCUUACGAAAACCACGUUGUCAGCAAUAUCCUCAAGCGCAGCGACAUCUUAAUAUGUCAAUACAAUUCCUAAAUGAAAUUAAGGAUGAAUUUAGUAAUGAUUGUUUUGGUUUAGGAGUUGAUGUUACUGGCGCUUUUGAUCCGCUAAUUAAUCGAAAGCUCGUAUCUCAAACACCACCACGACCAACCCAACUUUUAACAAUGCAAGAGUCAGUUGAUGAAAUGAUGAAUAUGUUUAAAAGUCUAAAUUCAACUUGCGAGAUUAUCGAUUAUAAAUCAGCAACUAGCUUAAUGAAUUUCUUGGUUUAUCAUGCUAGCCAGCAACCACCACCUUGUGCUUUCUCGAGGUCAAUUUUACAAUCGACUUUAUGCACCGAGAAUCGUGUUUUUGGUAAAAUGUCGAUGUCUCAAUUGAUAUUCGAUUCUGUUAUAGAAUUGACGAAUCCGCCAAAUAUAAUUUUUUCAUUUAACAAAGAUGUGGUGACUGCAUUACCUAACAGAGCUCAUAUUUAUGCAACCAGAAUCAAAGUAUCAAAACUGGUUCAUAAUUUUGUUGAUAGCACAGUUAAGCCGUUGACAGACCUUUAUCGUAUUUUGUGUCAUAACCGUUCAAGGCAGCGUCGCAAUUUGUGUAAAGUUUUGAAUGAUUGGGAUUUGUUACAAGAAGAAGCAGAACAUAUUGACAAGGAAUUACAGAAAUUAACCCAUGAGGAACCUAUUAUGACAGAUGAAGGUGAUUCUUACUCCUUUCAUUUGUCAUCCUGGGUUUAUCAUACUAAAUUGGAGUUACUAGAAGACAUAUUCUUUCUUGGAUUUGAACUGGAAUUGUAUGGAACUCAUGAAUUUGUGAUGAUAUAUUGGUAUAUUGAUUACUUAUUGGGUGUUCAUUAUCAGCAUUUAGAGAGAACUCACAUGCACAUUACUGGUACCUUAUUUAAUGAUCAACAUGGAAGUUAUCGAUCAACAUCAUCACCAGCAUCUUCUGUAUCCCUACUGGUUAGCCAACAAAUGAUGAUGAUGGCAAAACAAGAUAUAUGUCGAGGGAUCCAUAGGACCAUAUCAGCACUUCGGAAAACUGGACACGUAAUAUCUCCACAGCUUGAGUUUGAUGAUGAAAGUACUAGAUUUUUGCAUAGAUUCAGAAUUUGCAGAACGUUGGGUAGUCCAACAAUACUGUCAUACAAGGAUUUCAAGGAGAUGACACAAUUUGAUAACGUUACGGCAUUAGAGCUUAUCAAUGCAUCUUUGCAAAACUUUCAGGCAGCUAGAUCUUCGAUAGAGAGUUUGUUAGCAAUGGAACCUUUGGAAUUAAAGAUGGAUUUUUGUCAUGUUAAUUUUACAAAGGAAUUACGAGAUAUGCUACGUGUAUGUAUUGCAAAUAUUGUAAAUUUGCAUAAAAUUAUUGAAGAAUAUAAACCAAUGCUUGAUCCAAGUAAUGCUAAAGAAAGUGAUAUCAUUACGACUAGUAAACCCAUACUUGAUCCGAAUAACGAUCAAGAAAGUGUUGAUACCACGACUAGUCGUAAACAGCAAAAGAAGAAACAACAAAAAAGUAAGAAACCAUUGCGAAAGGAUAAUAAAAUAGUAAAUUUUGAAUUUAAGUAUCAUCCUUGGUACACAGUAAUUACAUUAAAAUAA